CACACAACAUAUCCAGCUACUUAGCAACAUACUCUGCUACAGUACUGCUAGCUAGCUAGACGAUCGAGAACAGCCAAGCUGAUCGAGAGGCUCAGCGCUAACUAGCUUAGCCCUGCUGCAUGGAGGAUGACAAGAAGGAGGGCAAGUACCGCGGCGUCCGGAAGCGGCCGUGGGGCAAGUUCGCGGCGGAGAUCCGUGACCCGGAGCGCGGCGGCUCCCGCGUCUGGCUCGGCACCUUCGACACCGCCGAGGAGGCCGCGCGGGCCUACGACCGCGCCGCAUUCGCCAUGAAGGGCGCCACGGCCGUGCUCAACUUCCCCGCCGGGGCCGCCUCCAUGAGCAGCGGCUCCUCCUCGUCCUCCACGUCGGCGCCGGCGUCCGGUGGCGCCAGGGGGAGGACCCGGAUCCCCGACUCGGAGAAGGUGGAGCUGGAGUACCUUGACGACAGGAUCCUGGAGGAGCUGCUCGCAUCGGAGGACAAGUACAAUAAGAACUACUGAUAAGAGACUAUACGCGUACACAUAUAGCUAAUACAUACACUUGUUGUGUGCUCGCUGUGCUGCUUCCAGUAAAGGAGACAAGUAAUACUACGGAGGAUAGCCUCUGUUCUUUUCCGGUGCCUGGAGCAUGCACGUGUACACUUAACAGCUCACACGUCAUUGUUCCGCAAGCUAAAGCUCAUGCAGCGUGCUUUGUCGCCAUGGAAUAGAGGCGGAAGUGGGCGAUGCAUGCAUUUGGUUCAGCGCGGACCAGUACGUCAGCACCACUAUACCCAUGCUUGUAUACACAUAUAGUACAGAUGCUACGGUAUUAAUUAUAUUUAAACAUAAA
This is a messenger RNA of Setaria italica (foxtail millet), 831 nucleotides long. Its product is annotated as ethylene-responsive transcription factor ERF096. The coding region runs from base 120 to 500 and encodes 126 amino acids. NCBI's taxonomy places the organism in Eukaryota, Viridiplantae, Streptophyta, Magnoliopsida, Poales, Poaceae. The transcript has a single exon. Gene Ontology annotation, biological process: ethylene-activated signaling pathway; regulation of DNA-templated transcription. Gene Ontology annotation, molecular function: DNA binding; DNA-binding transcription factor activity. The record is from RefSeq and is a predicted model, not a curated record.